Paramecium sonneborni is the source of this 1311-nucleotide messenger RNA. The record is from the annotation of a GenBank genome assembly. Lineage: Eukaryota; Ciliophora; Oligohymenophorea; Peniculida; Parameciidae.
AAUGCAAACCUGUUCAAAACACAAAGAUUAAUAAAUUGAUUUAAUUUGUUUAGAAUCUGCCUGUAAAUCUCAUGUGGCAUGUGUUUAAUGUGUUAUUGAGGAUCAUUCUGAUCAUCCAGAUUAAUGUCUAUUUAUAGAUGACAUUUUAAACGUAACUAAAUUUCAUAAUUUAGAAUAAUAUUAAAUUAGAAAACUCAAAAGUAAUAGAAUAUGUAUCCAAACUCAGAAGUGAAUAAGAUUUAAUUAGUGUUGUUGAUAGAGAAUUUGUAUAAAUCUAAAAUGAAAUAUUGUUGAAAUUUGAUGGCUUUUAGUAAUUAUAUAAUAUAUUCAAUUCUUUUAGAGAUGACUUGUAAACAUAUUAUAAUCAAUUAACUCCAAAAGAAAUAUAAUCAAAAGAAAAAGAAUUUUUUGAUCUCCUCAGAAAUGUUACAAAUUGCAAAGAUAUUGUAAUAUUGUACUAAACCUAUUAAAAUGGAGAAAUAAAUAAAGCUAAGUUCAAUCAGGAAUUGAAUACAAUGAUCAAUAAUAAUGAAAUUGAAUCAAGAAAAUAAUAAAUAUUUACAAUCUAUAAAUGUUUAUUAUAAUAAAGCUUGAAAUUGUAAAAGAAAGAUUUAAAUGUACUUUUAUUUAAUUAUAUUAGUAAAUACAAAAUGAUAUUUUGGAAACACUUCAAGAGAUUCCAAAAUUAUUAUCUUCAGAGAAAUCUAUUUAAUUUUAUAGUCUUUAAGGAAAUAAGAGUACAAUUGAGAAUGGAAACAUCAUAACAAUAUCUUCAUAAGAUUAAUAAGCAGUAAUUGUAUCAUAAAAUACAUUCUCUUAUCCUAAUAAAUAUUAAUUUACGAUAAAAGUAGAAUAAUAUGAUACUAAUUAAAAUUAAUUGCAAGUUGGAUUUGCUCAUCAUUCUAAAUUAAUGAAUUAUAAUUAUUUCUAUAGAUAGAAUAGUAGUGCAUAUUUUGGAUUAAGCACAACAGGCAGAAUCAAUUUUUCAGUUUAGAAACCUGAAGGAAAGAUUAUUGGAGAAUCAGUGAGAAAGUAUAUAUAUAUAUUAAUAAAUAAUUAAAGAGCAUUGAAAGAGAAAAGACCUGCUCAUAUUAGUUUAUCAUUAGAUAUACAAAAUAAAUAGUGUUUAUUAUAAUAUGAAGACAUUAAGAUUGAAUAUAGUAAGAAGAAGUGUUCCAAAUAAGGAUUUGGUGGAGAGACAGGAGCUGAAUAAUUCUUUUAAAAAAAUAAGAAAUUUGUAUUAUUUUUUAUUGGGAAUUCUGCAGAUAUGAAAUGCAAAGUGGUUUGAAUAUAAUAACAAAUAAAUAUGAC